AACUUACAAUUUCACCCUAAUUCAAAAUUCCUCUUUUUCUUUCUCCACCAGCUCGAUAACCACAGAAUUACCUCCGAAAACUAUAAAUAUCAGCCGAAAACCAUUAAAAUUUAUGCAUCACCUCAGGAGCGCUCGAAGUAUGCAAACAAGUUGUGGCUUGCUUUUGCAUGUACUCACCAUAACCACAUCGAACACUUCCUCUCGCUUAGGGACUUGAACAGGGGAGGUUUGGACGAAUUCUGCCGCUUCGGCCUCCGGUGAACAAGAUUCAGACUCAAGCACGGCUGCCUCAGAUUCUGAGGACUAGGGGAGAAGUGGAAAUGUAUGCGAAGAAGAAGAAGAAGAGAGAGAGGUUGAGGGAAGAGGGGGAGAGAAACCUGAGAUUGGAAUUGUUAGAGAAAGAGAACGUCUGGGAAGGGUUUAGCUUUGUAGAAAUUCUGUUGUGGGAUGGGAGCGAGGAGCAUAAGGAAAGGGUUGCAGAGGAAGAGGCCAUUGCUCGAAAAAUACAAUUUGCUGGCCCUUUCGUCUUCACACAACUCUGCCACUUUUUUUUGUCAAAAAAUUCUAUUCGGAAGAUCCUUUAUUUUGCCGACUGGAAAUGCUAUGCCCUAGUUCUGCAGUGCGGUUGAAGAAGAAGAACAACCUCCUACGCGAAACGUUGAACUUGAGAUUGAGAAAUGGCGAAAUCAAGCGCAGACGAUGAGGAGCUAAGGCGAGCUUGCGAGGCUGCAAUCGAGGGCACUAAGCAGAAGAUCGUGAUGUCGAUCCGUGUGGCCAAGAGCCGAGGGAUUUGGGGCAAAGCCGGCAAGCUAGGCCGUCAGAUGGCCAAACCUAGGGUUCUUGCUCUCUCCACAAAAUUGAAAGGUCAGCGGACAAAAGCCUUUCUGCGAGUCUUAAAAUAUUCCAAUGGAGGAGUUCUUGAGCCUGCGAAAUUGUACAAGUUAAAGCAUCUAUCAAAGGUGGAGGUUAUAGCAAAUGAUCCUAGUGGAUGCACGUUUACAUUGGGUUUUGAUAACCUCAGGAGCCAGAGUGUUGCUCCACCUCAGUGGACCAUGCGCAAUAUUGAUGACAGGAACCGCCUUUUACUUUGUAUCUUAAAUAUCUGCAAAGAUGUACUGGGUCGGCUUCCCAAAGUUGUUGGUAUAGACGUUGUGGAGAUGGCUCUAUGGGCAAAGGAAAACACACCCUCAGUUAGCACUCAAAAAAACCUUGAAGAUGGGCCAGUUGCAGCAACUGUGACUGAAACUGAGUUGAAAGUGACUGUUGAAAAAGAACUUGUAUCCCAGGCUGAGGAGGAGGAUAUGGAAGCUCUUUUGGACACUUAUGUCAUGGGUAUUGGUGAGGCAGAGGCAUUUUCUGAACGGUUGAAGCGGGAGCUUCUGGCUUUGGAAGCAGCAAAUGUGCAUGCCAUUUUGGAAAGUGAACCUUUGAUAGAUGAGGUGUUGCAAGGGCUUGAGGCAGCAACUAACUGUGUUGACGACAUGGACGAAUGGCUAGGCAUAUUUAAUGUUAAACUUAGACACAUGAGAGAGGACAUUGAGUCGAUAGAGACCCGCAAUAACAAGUUGGAGAUGCAAUCUGUGAAUAAUAAAACUCUCCUUGUGGAACUUGAUAAGCUUCUUGAGCGAUUGCAUAUCCCUUCGGAGUAUGCAGCAAGUUUGACAGGAGGUUCAUUUGAUGAGGCUCGCAUGCUUCAAAAUAUAGAAGCAUGUGAGUGGUUAACUGGUGCUUUGCGUGGCCUUGAAACUCCAAAUUUUGAUCCUAACUAUGCGAAAAUGCGAGCUGUCAAGGAGAAGCGGGCAGAACUUGAAAAGUUAAAAAGUACAUUUGUCAGGAGAGCUUCUGAGUUCUUGAGAAACUACUUUGCCAACUUGGUGGAUUUCAUGAUAAGUGACAAAACAUUCUUUUCUCAGCGAGGACAGUUGAAGAGGCCCGAUCAUGCAGACUUGCGGUACAAAUGCAGGACAUAUGCCCGCCUUCUUCAACAUCUAAAGAGUCUUGAUAAGAAUUGCUUGGGUCCACUGAGAAAAGCUUAUUGUAUCUCCCUUAACUUGCUUCUUCGUCGGGAGGCUCGUGAGUUUGCAAAUGAACUUCGUGCUAGUACAAAAGCAUCAAAAAAUCCAACCGUUUGGCUUGAAGCUUCCACAGGCUCUGGUCAAAACACAAAUGCUGCAGACACUUCUACUGUUUCUGAUGCUUAUGCUAAGAUGCUGACAAUUUUUAUUCCUCUUCUUGUAGAUGAGAGUUCCUUUUUUGCGCACUUCAUGUGCUUUGAAGUACCUGCACUUGUUGCUCCUGGAGGUCAUGUUAAUGGUAGCAAACCUGCAUAUGACAACGGCGAUGCCAAUGAUGAUGAUCUGGGGAUUAUGGAUAUUGAUGAAAAUGACAGUAAAAAUGGUAAAAAUUCAGCUGAGCUUGCAGCACUAAAUGACUCUCUUCAGGAUUUACUUGAUGGAAUCCAAGAAGACUUCUAUGCUGUGGUUGAAUGGGCAUACAAGAUUGAUCCCUUACGCUGCAUAUCAAUGCAUGGAAUUACAGAGCGCUAUCUCUCAGGUCAGAAAGCUGAUGCAGCAGGAUUUGUGCGUCUCUUGCUUGGUGACCUAGAGUCAAGAAUUUCUUUGCAGUUUGGCCGUUUUGUAGAUGAAGCUUGUCACCAAAUUGAAAGAAAUGAGCGCAAUGUGAGGCAGAUGGGUGUCUUAUCAUACAUCCCAAGAUUUGCAAUUCUUGCAACUCGAAUGGAGCAGUACAUCCAGGGACAAUCUCGGGAUUUGGUCGAUCAAGCGUACACAAAAUUUGUUAGCAUAAUGUUUGUUACGUUGGAGAAAAUUUCACAAACAGAUCCAAAAUAUGCUGAUAUGUUUCUGUUAGAGAAUUAUGCAGCUUUUCAGAACAGUUUGUAUGACCUAGCCAAUAUUGUGCCUACGUUAGCCAAAUUUUAUCAUCAGGCAAGUGAAGCUUAUGAACAAGCUAGCACACGUCAUAUCACUGUGAUUAUUUACUCUCAAUUUGAAAGACUCUUCCAGUUUGCUCGAAGAAUUGAGGAUUUGAUGUACACACUCGCGCCAGAAGAGAUUCCAUUCCAGCUUGGGUUAUCAAAAAUGGACCUCCGGAAGAUGCUAAAAUCUAGUGUUUCUGGGGUUGACAAGAACAUUGGUGUAAUGUAUAAAAAGUUGCAGAAGAAUUUAACUUCAGAGGAACUUUUGCCUUCUUUAUGGGAUAAGUGCAAGAAGGAGUUUCUAGUUAAGUAUGAAAGUUUUGCUCAACUUGUUGCAAAGAUUUACCCCACGGAGACCAUUCCAUCUGUUGUAGAAAUGAGAGAACUUCUGGCCUCCAUGUAGAGAGAGUUCGUAUUGUAGAAUCUUGAAUAGUUUCUUUUUCAGUACAGAGUUAUUUUAGCCUGCUGUAAUCAUUCUUUGGUACAUUUUUUUCAUAUAACUUGAUUCAUUGGACAAGCAUUUCAGGUCUCUCUCAUAUCAGCAUAGGUUGAAUAAAAGUUAUGUAUAAUAAUCACAGCGGGUGGUAUAUAUUGUUCAUAUAUCUGUACAUGCUUUGUUGAUAUCCUGACCGUUAAAAGAACUGGGUUAGUUACCUACC
Messenger RNA from Carya illinoinensis, 3594 nucleotides. Its product is annotated as exocyst complex component SEC3A. The record is from RefSeq and is a predicted model, not a curated record. Gene Ontology annotation, biological process: exocytosis; Golgi to plasma membrane transport. Gene Ontology annotation, cellular component: plasma membrane; exocyst. Bases 678 to 3338 code for a protein of 886 amino acids. Lineage: Eukaryota; Viridiplantae; Streptophyta; Magnoliopsida; Fagales; Juglandaceae. Gene Ontology annotation, molecular function: phosphatidylinositol-4,5-bisphosphate binding. The transcript is spliced from 26 exons.